GCUGAUGUAAACACAAAAUACGCCUCAUCCCCUGUCAGAUGAGACACCGUGGACUGGACUGGUCGGGAGAGCAGUGGCUCAUCCCGUAAAACGGUUUGUCUCUAUCGUAUGUAAUAUGCGGUAAAGCGCACACGGGCGACGCCAUGGACUUCUACAUAAAUCUGAAAGUGAAUUUCAGAGGAAAUUCUAAGAAUUUCCUCUUGUCAGGAUCCGAGACCAAGAACUGGGAGUCGAUGGAGGCGAUGGUGAAGCGUUCCUUUGGCCUGUGCAGCCUCCAGCUGGCCUAUUUUGAUGAGGAGAAUGAGGAGGUGUCCAUUAACAGUCAAGGGGAGUAUGAGGAGGCUUUGAAGAGUGCAGCCAGGCAAGGAAACCGCCUACACAUGAAUGUGUAUGAGAUUCGAGGACAGCCAGCAAGGGUCACCACCACCAAGGCCAGUGGAGCAGAACCCAAGAGGGGCUUCAGACCGCCACAGCAUUGCCCCACCCUGGCUCAAGUGGUCAGCCGCAAAGUCCAAGCUGUGGUGCCAGAACAGGCCAUGGUGAUUAUGAAAGAAGUAAAAGGGACCAAGGAAGAAGACAAGACUCCUCCUGCCUGGUUCACAUCGUACAUGGAAAAGUUCAAGGACCAGGUGGUUCGCGAAGCAGUGGAGAAGAUCUGCCGGGAGUUUUCUGGGCAGUGCUGCAUCCACAAGCCCCUGGAGGGAGGAGGUGUAGGAGGAGGAGCAGGUGGAGCGGGGAGAGGUAGAGGGGAAGCAGCUGGAGGAGCGGAAGCCCAGCAGGUCCCUGAGGUGUCCUCCUCCACGCUGCCUGGAUCUCCUUCUUCCUCCACUCCUCCCUGCUCCUCCUGUAGGGGCCAGACCACUGGAGGAGGCUACCAGUGCAGUGUGUGUACCUCCUGUACUCUUUGUGAGCCCUGUAGCUUCUCCCAUGAUCCCAGUCACAACCUAGUAAGAGCCAGGACUCCUCUGUCCAUUCCAGAGCAUGGAUCACCCGCCCCAGAACACAGCAGGUUCUACAGGCGAGGAGAUCGCAGUUUCCGGAAGGCAGAGAAGCAACGGCUUAAAGCAGAGAAGCGCUUGCUGAAGGCAGAGGUCAAAGAGAUUCGGAAGCAGCUGAGGAUGGAAAGGCGGGGCAUACAAUGGAGCUCCUCGUAUAGAGAUGGGAACUCUUCUCCCAUUCUUCUGCAGCCUCGCGCCACCCAACACAACAGCCCAGACCGCCCAAAGCGCCCCUGCCCCCUGGUGGUUCCAGCCAUGAUGGCUACAUUUCUGGAUGAGAAUCUUCCUGAUGGAACUCGACUGCGUCCUGGAACCAAGUUUAUCAAGUACUGGAAAAUGAGGAACACAGGAACUAUCAGCUGGGGUGCUGAUACUAAGCUGAAGUUCAUGUGGGGAAACCUGGCAGUGGGAUCUGGAGACCGCUGGAGAGAAGUGUCUGUUCCAUUCCUCCAGCCAGGACAGAUCGGCAUAGUGAGCGUGGCGCUGUGUGCUCCCGUUGUGGAGGGUUCCUAUACCUCUCACUGGCGUCUGGCCCAUACUGGAGAGCAGUUUGGACCGCGAGUGUGGUGCAGCAUCAUGGUCGACCCUCUGGCCCCAGCACCAAUGAUGGCUGAUGGGAUACUUGUGUCGCCCUGUGUCACACCUCAGGGCAAGAACCCACUUGUGAAGGAUGGAAAAGUCUCUAGUGCUUCUCGGGAGCCACCUUUAAUGUCAGUGGAUCAAGAAGAAUACUACAUCCCCUCCGUAGACCUGCUGACAGCGCAGAAGUUCCAGGAACUACAAGCUGAGAGUGGAACUACAACAGGAAAUGGAAGUGGAGACUAUAGGCUCCAAAACUUAUGGCGACAACUAGUGGCCAGGAACUACAACAGCAAGGAUCUUCUGUCUUUCGAGCUGUUGGACAUCAACAUCGUCCAGGAGUUGGAGAAUGUCCCAAACAACACCCCUACUGACAUAACUCCCUGUAUGUCCCCUCUGCCUCAAGAUGGCCACCUGCAGGACAAGAGCAGUCCUUUGGGACUGAUCCAGGAAGAGAAUGAAGUCAUUAAUAGCAUCAUGGAAACACCCCAUAAGGCAGGAUCUGGAGUAGAAGGGGACGGGGUCCCAGCUCAGGAGGAGGGGGGCAAUGACGAUAGUGGAACUGAGUUUGUUAGUAAGACGGUAAUUCACUCAGUGAUCCUCGAGAAAUCCCCUGACCAUGCCCCUCUGAAAGGCCCCCACCUAGGUAAAGGUGAGUCUACAGUGGUGCAUCCAGCACCUCAGAGUGGCUCCUCGUCUGUGUCCUGUAUGAAGACCAAGUCACUGAAAACAAAGGAAAUCUCCAACAGCAGUCCAAACAGCUCAAGCAACCUCCUAAAACCACCAAUUACACUUAAAGAUUCCCUCCAUUCUCUGCUGCAAGCCUCCCUGCCUGCUGCCCUGUCUGUGGAUCCAGCUCCAGUGCUUGGCCCCAGCUCAGUACCAACCCUGCUCCAAGUUUCGCCUAUGGCAUCCACACAGCAGGAACACACAGCCACAGAGUCCCAACUGGAGAACAUAUGUUUGGAGAACAGUGUGAAGGCAAGAGAGAAAGAGCCGGACAAGGGGAAAGACAAAGAGGGAGAGGAGAGGAGAGAGGAGAUGAGAAGUCGCUCUUCCUCCACCUCCUCAGAGGAUUACAUCAUCAUCCUCCCCGAUUGCUUUGACACCAGUCGGCCACUUGGGGAGUCAAUGUACAGCUCUGCUCUAUCCCAGCCUGGCGACAUCCCAGUCAAGACUCCGUCAGACUCAGAUACAACAUCUUCUGACCAUCCAAGGAGGAUAACUGUGGAGGGGGAGCUGUGUAAGGCGGGUGAAACUGCAAUGGUGCCAGGGACAGAGUUGUCAGGAAACAGCAGCGCCAAUGACAUGCUUUGUACAUCUCAGACGCUGGAUGAUGAGCCACUGACACCUGAAGUGGUCGCACCCUCUAAGGCCAUCAUUACAUCAAGUCCAGAGAGCAGCAGAAAAACAGAUGUGAAUGCGGCCAAUCCUGAAGAAGGAGCAAAGGCAACUGUGCUGUACCAAACUGAGAACGAUCCUGAAAAAACACAAACAGAGGUUACUGCAGCUACUGCGGACACAGAGAAGGAAAACUCAGAGGACUCCAGGCACCCAGGCAUCACCAGUGGCCUGGUGAAAGGAGCUCUGUCGGUAGCAGCCUCAGCCUACAAAGCAUUGUUCACUGGACAAGGCCCCACACAGCCUCCAGUGGACGCAUCCACCCAGGACACCAUGAUGGCCGUGCUGGUAGAGAUGGGAUUUGGGGACCGGCCACUUAACCAGCAGUUGCUGAAGAAACACAACUACAACCUCCUGGAUGUGGUGAAUGAGCUUGUUCAGAUGACUGACAAUGACUGGUACUCUACACGCUACUGACUAGAGACAAGAAGAAAGGGAAGAAGAAGGAAACAGAUAGAAAAGGAGAUGAGACACAAUAGAUGAUGGAGAAUGGAAGCAAGAAAUUAAUUUCUGCUCAUCUACCCUCCCAUUUUCCCUUUCUAAUACUGUCUAUCUCUUCUCUGAUUGGUCCAUUUGGAUGGAGGGUACUUGUCUUUAUGACCAUAUUAUGGACAUUCCAGCAAAUAUUCUGGGAUCCUGUACGAGGCCAUCAAACAUCACUGUAAUAAUUUCAGCAUAGACCUUGAUAAUAGCACAUUUCGUUGCAUACAAGUCUAAAAAAGAUUUUAAAAAAGAAGCAUUGUAUGCCUCAAAUGAGCUAUGUGUAGUGUUUCUAAAAGUUAAGACCACAUUGUUUUGGUUUGAAGAACAGUGAGAGGAUAAAAGCUGAUGAUAGAUAGAUAGAUAGAUAGAUAGAUAGAUAGAUAGAUAGAUAGAUAGAUAGAUAGAUAGAUAGAUAGAUACUUUAUUAACCCCUUGACGCCUGCAUUUAUUUACAAGCAUAAAAUAUAUGUUUGUUUGUUUUUGCUUUUCCAGCUGAUGCUAAGUGGAGAUUGUUAAUUUGUCUGGUACACAUAGAACAGAUUUAUAAUAAUAAUAACAGAUAUAUAAUAAUUCAGAUCCCUCUCCAACCAGUCCUAUGAAAAGCCAGUGCUUGCAAAAGGUUUCUGGGUACUUGCUGAAUAUUCACAAACUUGCAAUGGAGGAAUGCAAACGCUAUCUCGGCUGCAGUCAAAGUGAAAGAAGUAUUUCGCGAAUUCGUGACAGUCGGCGUCAAGGGGUUAAUCCCAAGGGAAAUUCAAAUUAAACUAAACUAAAGUGGUUAGUAACAUGAGAUUCAUCUUAAUGAAGUGAACUAAACUCGUAUUAGACACAAAAACUAAAUAAUUCCACUUGUAUAUUCAAACAUUCAAUUAAUUUCACAGUUAAUGCACAAAAUAUACUAUCAAAACAGAAAUUAGUGUUAAACGCCACACACAAUACCUUCCCACUUCUCCCUUUUGCAACACAGUGAUGAUGUACAAAUAGUACAACGCCAAUAUCAAUAUCCACAUCUGUACUGAGAACCUUGGAAAAGAUGUUUACAUCACAGGCCACUUUGAUGCCUUCCCACUUUAGUCAGAAUGUCUGCAAAUGCUGGUCAGCCACAGAUUAGCAGGUGUAGACAUGCAGUCAGACCAGUCAGACCAUCUACUUUUUCCAAAGCACUAAGCAGUGUAACAUGCUCUAAUACUUGCUUUUAAGAAGGCACUCUUGAUUAGCCAUGCUUGAUGUUCAAGAGUAGUCAUGUACAUGAUCUGGUUCAUUCACCCUUUAAACAAUUGCAUUUGCAGUGUUCCACCAAUACUGAAAUAGCCCCAGAUCGUCGCUGAUCCAUCCCCAUGUCUUACUGUAGGUUCAAGACAGUCUGGUUUGUAGGCUUCUGAGACUUCUGUAGGCUUCUGCAAUGAGAGCCAUUGCACAAACAUUGAUUUUCCAUCUCCUCUCAACUUCACAGUUGCUUGUUUUUCAUUCACAGACAGCACUGUGGUUUUCACCUCUAACUAUAGAUUCAGUCUGCACAGACAAAAUCCAGCACUUUUUAUUAUUUGAAUAAUCAAUUUAAUAGGACACACCAGGGAAACAAAACAUACCUGUCAGUCACAUGUUCCAGUACUUUAGCUCACAUGAAAAUGGGUGAGUUCAAACAAAAAGUGCUAUCUUCUAAGUUGUGUAUUUGACCCAGAUGUAAAUACCUGGAAUUAACAGUUGAAAUGUGGAUCUCUUGUCUCAAAUUCAUUGUUUGAUGUUAAACCCAAACAUUUUCAGUCUACAGCAAAGAUGAAGGAAUUGGUCUUAUUGUUCCAAUGCUUUAGCAGUGGAGUGUAGGUAUAAUAAUAAUAAUAAUAAUAACAACAAUAAUGGCUAUAUAUAAAGAGCAUCUUUCAAAGCAAAGUUACAAAGUACUUUACAAAACACAAAUACAGUAAUAAACCCAAUGCAAUAACAGAUAAAUAAUUUAAUUUCAAUUUAAUUUUAUUCAUAUAGCGCCAAUUACAGUCAAAUUGUCUCAAUACUCUUUACAGAACCCAUAUGCCUGAACCCCAGAGCAAGCCCUAAGGUGACAGUGACAAGGAAAACACUCUUUUAACAGGGAAAAAACCUUGAGCAGAACCUGGCUCUUUAUGUGGGGUGCCCAUCUGCUUGCUGGCUGUCGCGCUGAAAAGGACAGAAGAGGUAGAGACGUAGAGGAGUCGAGAAGCGUAGAGGUAGAGGAGUAGAGAGGUGGAGAAGUAGAAGGGUAGAGGGGUGGAGAGCGGGAGGAAUGGGAGAAGAGGGGUGGGGAACAAGGUACAUAUAACACACAAUUGGAUGGAUCUAUGAUAAGCUAGAUGAUACAUACAAAGUACAAGCUAACAAAUUGAUUCAUAGUUUACUGUUAUGGUGUCAGGCUCUGGCAUUAAAUAUACGACAUAUAUAAAUCAGUCCCUCCAGGAUUUUUUCAUGAUUGUUGCGGCCGAAAAUGCCUGAAUUCGCGGCAGCUUUUCUAAAAAAUUGCGAUAAAAGUUGUGAUGUUUUAAGCUUAUUUGUUGAUGAAAAUGUGGGAGACAGUGACAAUUGCUAAAAAGCUGCAUUUUUCCAGUUUGUAGAACAUGUUUCAACACUGUAAUUGACCAUAUUUAUUCCGAAAUUAACCCAUUUCCACAAGCUGGCACACCACAGUGGGACAUUAGCAGCAGCCAGAUACUGAUUUAACAUGAAGUGGUUGGUAGAUUAGCGGCACACAAUGAUAAUUUGCUAUUGAAUGAAUCAUAUUUGGGCAUAUCUGUCACUGGCUUAAAAAGUUAAUUUCACUUCCUGGCACACACGUGUUCACACACACGCUCACUGCUUGUCACGUCAAUUAACAAGAAGAGCACUGAGAGAGCGCAGUACUCCACCAAGACUGUUCAUUACCUGACCUUGCGCUGAACACAGGUGUGUGUUAUACAUGUUUACAUGCCAAAUCGCGUGACCUAAAUAUGUAGCGGGCGAGGGGAAUUGAUGGGACUCAGAAAUACCCCCACAAUUUAAUCAGUUGUUCCUUAUGUCAUUUCCGAUACAUCCACAGUGGUAGAUUUGUUGUCGGAUCACAAUCAUGUGAUCGUCAGCAGGCUGCUGAGGUAGCGUUCACUUGUUGUCAUGGUUACCGUGCUGCUAUCAGAUGCUGUGCCGCUACCUGAAUGGAAUCCGUGGAUCCAAACUUUAAGCCGUAUCACUGCCGAAGUCUAAUCACUUGGUCCUUGUGUCAUUUCUGACCGACCCUGAAAAUUUAAUUAAAAUCCCUAAGUCCGUGUUUGAGUGAUGUUGGUAACAGAGGAAGGAUUCCCACACGCUGAUCGUCACAUAACUCCGCUGUGUUCUUUGGUGGAAUAAUUAAUCUAAUUUACCUCAUUCAUUCAGUGCUCUAACGGAUCUGGAUGCAACAGUUUCCAUCAUGAUGAUUUGUCUGGUCUGUUAUCCGCUCAUUUCAGUCAUUCUAAUAUGCUUCAUGUUUAAAAAAGAAAGUGUGUAUCAACCGAUGAUUUUUUUUUCUUUUUUUUUGUAUUGCAGUAAAACAGUUUAGCUCUGCUUUGGUGAAGAACUUCAGUGAUUUAAUUGUUUUUCACGGUCUUCAGCAGUAAUUUUUGUUGGUAAAUGAGAGACAUUAGUAUCGCACAUGUCUGCAUCCUCAGAUUAUAAACAAGGAAGUGAAUUCAGUGAUGUACGUGCAUUAUGUUUGCGAUGGGAGCUGCUAUGAUUGGUGGAGCUCACGGGAGGCGGGCCAAAAUUGCAGGAAAGUUGCGGUGACUGGACAAAAUUGCAAGGCUGCACAAAAUUCGCGGAGAUUGGUUGAUUUCGAGCAAUCGCAACAUCGCGAAUUCCUGGAGGGACUGAUAGAUGGUAGUAAAAUUCAAACAGUAUGUAGAUGAAUGUAUCAAGUAUGGUCAGAGCGAUGCAGAGUAGACUGGUGGAAAUGGGGAGCUGGAAGCAGUGGACUGGAGGAAGGUCAGCAGCAGCAUCCCACAGUGGACAUGAUGGAGACUAGGCCAGUUGGUGGGACAGCAACCACAGAUCCGAAGCAUCCAGCUCAGGGACCAGGGACACUCAGAGAAAGGACACAGGGAGUGACAGAGUGAAUGUAAUGCAAUAAUGGUAUAUAUAUAUUAAAUAUAAAGGUAGAUAGAGAGGGCCUCAGUGCAUCAAGAGAGAUCCCCCCGUAGCCUAGGCCUAUAGCAGCAUAACUACAGGCAUAUCUAAGAGACGUCAAAAGGGGAAGUCAGUUGUGCAAAUGAAGACUCCAGUUGACCCACUCAGGGUCACCCAAGUCAGCCCUAACUAAAAGAUUUGUUAAAAAGGAAGGUUUUAAGCCUAUUCUUAAAAAUAGAGAGGGUGUCCACCUCCCGCACCCAAACUGGAAGCUGAAAUAGUAUACAUUACAAUAGAUAAUGAGCGUGUAAUACAAAAUUACAAAAAUAUGGAACAGAUAAUGUGUUAUAAAACAACUGAGAACAAGGCAAAUUCAUUUAAACAGACUAGGAGAAGGCCUGACAAUAAAAGUGAGUCUUUAGAAAAAGUUUUAAAGAGAACACCGAGUUUGCUUCCCUGAGCUUCUCAGAGAGGGAGUUCCACAGCUGAGGGGCCCGAACCACAAAAGUUUGGGCCCCUCAUAUGUAUAUAUAUAUAUAUAUAUAUAUAUAUAUGUAUAGUGAACCCUCGCCAUAACGCGGUUCACCUUUUGCGGCUUCGCUGUUUCACGGAUUUUUUAGUGCAGUUUUUUUUAUGCUUUUUUUAACAGUGCAUUGUGUUCUGCAUCCUGAUUGGCUAAGGGACUGACCAACGUGAACAGUCUCCGCGCCUCGUCUCCUCUGCCAUAUAGGCCAGCGCUGCCUGCUGUGGAGCACUGGAUCAUUUCUCUCCUUGGUCUCCAUGUAGUGAGACACCCUGAAAGACGGAGCCGAUGGAGCAGCCUUAUUCUUUUCCCCCGCCAUCAACCGGACAGUGAAUGUGGUCCCCAGCCGUCUCUGGCCACCACAGCUGCACUCCCCAGGAGAAGAGCGCCGGCGCGAGCCUUCCCCAUCCCCGACUGCUCCAAUUGAUUCAGCCAGGCCCGCUCUCUGAGGAGGCCGCAGUGUCCACCUGGCUGCAGCUGCAGCGCUCCCCCGGGUGCGGUAUUGUAUAAUAACUGUAAAAAAUAAAGCUGACUACUUCACGGAUUUCGCCUAUCGUGGGUUCUUUUUGGAACGUAACCCCCGCGAUAAACGAGGGUUCACUGUAUAUAUAUAUAUAUAUAUAUAUAUAUAUGUGUAUGUAUGUAUACAGAGUGUCCCAAAAAUGUAUAAACACUUUAAAUAAUUGAAAACUAGGCAUUUAUUAUAAUUUGUUUUAUUUUCAACAUGUAAAAGAAUUUACAAACAUCAUUCUAUUGUUUUGUCACUGCCUGUUCUCAAACUGAUGUCCAUUCUGGUCCAGACACUGCCGACAACGCGAAGCGAUGGAAUAGCACACAUCAUGAAACAAUUCCCUUGGUAUUUACGUGCAUUCACGUUUAAUUGUUGCUCUCAAGUCAGUGAUUGAUGCAGGUCUCAUUGCGUAGACUUUGUCUCUUAGGUAUCCCCAUAAAAAGAAGUCUAGUGGUGUGAGGUUAAUUAGUUAUCAGCUGCUAAAAGGUGUAUACAUUGUUUUUUUUGGGACACCCUGUAUAUAUAUAUAUAUAUAUAUAUAUAUAUAUAUAUAUAUAUAUAGAUAGAUAGAUAGAUAGAUAGAUAGAUAGAUAGAUAGAUAGAUAGAUAGAUAGAUAGAUAGAUAGAUAGAUACAUAAUGGAAUGAAAGUUAUGAGGAGAACCAAUCAACAGCCACAUUCCUGAUACCAACAACAUUCUUUAAAUGGCUGACCAAAACAUCACAGUCCACCAUGUCAAAGGAAUGGAAUAGAGACCUUCAUCGUGAGUAAGUCAUUUGUGACCUUGACCAGAGCUGUCUCUGUGCUAUGGAGGGAGCUGAACCGGCUAGCAGAGAACAUGACUCCGUCAUAUUAAUAGAGCUUCGCAAAUUAAGACAGGAACAUGCCGAAGCAGCAAGUGACAACAAGAGAGCAAUGACUAGACUCGAAACGAACAUGAAAGAACUUAUGGAAAGAACGGCAUCCCUGGUGCAAAGAAUGGGGCACAUGAAAGAAAGAAUUGGAAAUACCGAGGACAGGGCGACGCGACUGGAACGUUCAGCCGCCUUCCAACUCCAGCAAUCGGCCAAACUGUCAGUCAAGUGCGACGACUUGGAGUCAAGAAUGAGGUGCAACAACAUACAGAUCCACGGCAUCCCAGAGGGUGGAGAGAAGAACGAUACCAUCGACUUCAUAACAGGACUUAUAAAGUCCAAAAUCCAAAUCGCAGAUGACAUGGAAAUGAGAGGGUGCAUCAGUUACUGGCGGCUAAACCCAAGGACAGCAUGGCCCCACCAAGAGCGAUCAUUGUGCACUUUCUGGAUUGCAAAGUUAAGGAGUAUGUGAUACGGCAAGCCUGGAAACAGAAGAUUACAUACGAGGGACAAACCAUCUACUUUAAUCAAAACUACACGACAGAGGUUCAAAAGAAGAGGAAACAGGUGAGGGAAGUUAUCAAAAAGCAGAAGGAGAAAAAGUGAAGGCACAGUCCCCGUAUCCAGCCAAGCUUAAAGUGUUUUUGGACUCUGGGACAAAGAUAUUUGCUAAAUGACAGAAGCUGCACCUGUAUUAAAGGACAUGGGAUUUAACGUGGAUGAAGACAGGACGGAGAGGCUGCAGAGGAUGAUGAUUCAGAGUGGCUGGAACAUGACGACAGGUCAGAGAGGGAGGAGGAGAUGGCCCCACAUCACAGAAGAAGACGUACAUGCCCUCAUGGACUAAAAUCAACACUCCCCACCUCUACUGAAACCGUAAGAACAAAAAACACAUAAAUACAUAAAUAUAAAUAAUAGAAAUAAAGGUGACAUGCAAAAAUUAGCAGUUAAAAAUAGGGAAUCAUUUUCAUAUUUACCCUCACUACAAGACUAGGUGAACAUGAGAGAAGCUAGGUUAAGCACUACUUGUUGAAGUGACAGACAUAUUGGUUUUAUGAAGAGUGAAAUUAAAACUUUGAGUUCUUAACAGCCUUAGGUUGUAAUUGUACAUAGUGCUCUUUCCCCAGAGAAAUUGCCACCACGCUCUGAUGAUGGGACUUUUGGAAGACAUGUGCUCAUGUUCCUAUUCUAUAUUGGUUCUGGUUCUGAUGGAGAUGUUCUUUUUUUGUUUUCAUCAUUAUGUAAGUUUUUCUUUAAUUUUUUAAAUUUUGUUUGCGGUGUAUAGCUUAUGAGUCGUAUUUGGAAAUAAUAUGAAUAAGCUGAAUCUUGUGUCAUACAAUGUGAGUGGUCUGAAUCAUCCCAUUAAGAGGAAAAAGAUACUGAGCCAACUGAAAAAAUUACAUUGUUCAAUAGCUUUACUACAAGCGACACAUCUGACAGAGACUGAACAUAAAAAACUAAGUAGGGAAUAGGUGAACCAGGUAUUUUAUGCCUCAUAUGGCAAAAGGAGAGGGGUAGCUAUUUUAAUUGGUAGGGGUGUACAAAAUUAAGGUUGAAAAAGAGAUGAAAGACAACACUGGACGAUAUGUAAUGAUUGUAGGAUCUAUAGGAGACAUGACUAUUUCAAUACUGAAUGUCCAUCAGCUGGAGCCUAUCCUAGCUGACUCGGGCGAAGGCAGGGGACACCCUGGACAGGUCGCAAUUCUGUCGCUAUUUCAAUACUGAACAUAUAUACCCCAAAUGAGGAGAAAGAAACAUUCUUGAAACAGAUAGCAAAAGUAAUAACCAGUGAAGCAAAGAGGAAGUUGGUGAUGGGAGGUGAUUUUAAUACAAUACAAAAUGGCAGAUUAGACAAGUUCCCCCAGAUCAUGGACCGAGCACAAAAAAAUCUACAGUAUUGAACAACAUGACUAAAGAGCUAGGUCUCACUGAUCCGUGGAGGGAUAACAAUCCAAAGAGGCGAGACGUGUAGUGCGGGUGAACUGGGAACGUCUGGCGGAGGACCCUGUCCAUAGGGUUUUCAACUCCUACCUCCAGAAGAGUUUCUCCUGCAUCCCGGGACAGGCUGGGGACAUGGAUUCUGAGUGGUCCAUGUUCAAAGCCUUCAUUGCAGAAGCAGCUGCUAGGAGCUGUGGUCUGAAGGUCACUGGUGCCUGUCGCCGCGGCAAUCCAAAGACCCGCUGGUGGACACCAGUGGUGAGGGAGGCCGUCAGGCUGAAAAAGGAGGCUUUUCGGGCCUGGUUGGCUCGGGGGUCUCCCAAAGCAGCUGACAGGUACCGGCUGGCCAAAAGGGCGGCAGCUGUGGCAGUUGUGAAAGCUAAAACUUGGGUGUGGGAGGAGUUCGGGGAGACCAUGGAGAAGGACUUUCGGUCGGCCUCGGAUAAGUUCUGGCAAACCGUUCGACACCUCAGGAAGGGGAGGCAGGGCUUUGCUCAGGCUGUGUAUAGUCGGGGUGGAGUACUGUUGACCCGUACUGGGGAUAUCGUCGAGCGGUGGAAAGAGCAAUUCGAGGAACUCCUGAACCUGGUAAACACAUCCUCUAUGGAGGAGGCAGAGCCUGAAGACUCGGGGGGAUCUUCGUCCAUAUCCAUGGCAGAGGUCGCAGUGGUAGUUAAGAAGCUCCUCGGUGGCAAGGCGCCAGGUGUGGACGAGAGUCACCCUGAGAUGCUGAAGGCUCUGGACAUUGUUGGACUGUCUUGGUUGACACAUCUAUACAAUGUUGCGUGGGCAUCGGGUACAGUACCUGUGGAGUGGCAGACCGGGGUGGUGGUCCCUAUUUUUAAAAAGGGGGACCAGAGAGUGUGUGCGAACUACCGGGGUAUCACACUUCUCAGCCUCCCUCGGAAAGUUUACUCUAGGGUGCUGGAAGGGAGGCUCCGACUUAUAGUCGAACCUCGGAUUCAGGAGGAGCAGUGCGGAUUCCAUCCCGGUCGUGGAACAGUGGACCAGCUCUUUACCCUUGCGGAGCUGCUGAGGGGGUCAUGGGAGUUUGACCUGCCAGUCUACAUGUGUUUUGUAGAUCUGGAGAAGGCCUAUGACUGUGUCCCUCGAGGGGCACUGUGGGGAGUACUACGUGAGUAUGGGGUACCGGGCUCGUUGCUACGAGCCGUUCGGUCCCUGUACGACCAAAGUGAGAGCUGUGUCCAAAUACUCGGCACUAACUCAGACAGGUUUCCAGUGGGUGUUGAACUCCGCCAAGGCUGCCCCUUGUCUCCAAUCCUGUUUGUGGUCUUCAUGGACAGGAUCUCAAGGCGCAGUCAUGGUAGCAAAGCAGUGAUACGGGGGAAAUAAUGGAAAUAUCAUCCUGACUGAAGAAAGCUCGACUGAAAAAACAAAUAGAAUUGGAGCAAAAGAUUAAAGAAUUGGAAACAGAACAUAAAAAACAUCAGGAUCUGAUGUUCAUCUCUUUUUCAAUAUGGAUCCGACCGAUCCAUAUUUCAGGACUUAAAAACAAUCAGAGGGAAAUUAGAUGAACUCUUAUCAUUUAAAGCAGAAGGAUCUCUUUGUUUCAUAAGCUAGAAAUACUAUGAAAUGGGGACUAGAGCUAGUCGCUUAUUAGCAUUUCAACUUAGAAAAGUCCAAACAAAUAGGAUAGUAUCAAAAAUAUACAUCCCACAUCUAAACAGUCUUAUAUUAUGGAUCACUAAAGAUAAAGAUGCAAUAUGGGUGGAGAUGGAGCAAAGGACAUGCCCUCGUGUGUCUUUGGAAUCACUGCCAUUUGUAACCUGGCUGGAGCAAAAGAAGCUUAAAAUCAACAACGAUUUGAUAAUAGAAACAAUGAAAAUAUGUUUGCCAAUACAAAAGAAAUUAAAUAUGUCAAGCUCUGUAAGUAAAGCAACAAAAAUAGUCAAAUACCCAGACUUUGUACCGGGGACUAUGGAUGCAGGAUUUAAGAAAUGGACUAACAAGGGGUUAAUAUAUAUAGCACAGAUUUUUACAGGGCCAAUAUUGAAAUCUUUUGAACAACUCAAACAGGAAUUUAAUCCACCAAAUAAUGAUUUCUAUAGAUAUUUACAAUUGAGACACUAUCUCCAGAAACAUAGUGAAUGGGAAAGAAUAAGCAAAGACCCAAACAAGGUUGAAGAAUUGUUCAUGUCAUCUUCAGAGGUAGAAUCCAAAAAAGGACUGAUUUCAGAAAUAUAUAAAGCACUACAAUAUGAAUGUAAUGACAACAACAUGGAUGUUAAAGAAAGAUGGGAAUUGGAAGCAAAUGUCAUCAUAACAGAUGAUGACUGGGAGGAAACAUUCAGAUCUGGACAUAAAUUAGCAAACAGCCCAACAUGGAGGGAGUUUGAUUGGAAGGUGAAGAUGUGCUACUUUAACACCCCAUCUGUCAUCGCAAAAUAUAGCAAAACAUUAGCUCAGUGUUGGAGGAACUGUGGCAUAGUGGAUGACUUCACUCAUAUAUUUUGGGAUUGCCCAAAGAUCAUGGACUUUUGGAGGUGUGUGAAAGCAGAAAUAAGAAGAAUUCUGGGUGUUGAUCUCCAUUUUGACCCAACCCUGUACAUACUUGGGAUAUUGCCUGAAGAUCUGAUAUACAGAGACAGUAGAUACCUAUUGAGAGUUCUGCUCUUGAUAGCAAAGAAAAUGAUCACAGUCAAUUGGUUGACCCCCCCCCCCCCCCCCCAGCAUAA
Messenger RNA from Acanthochromis polyacanthus (spiny chromis), 14086 nucleotides. It is a transcript of the gene nbr1b, whose product is annotated as NBR1 autophagy cargo receptor b. Gene Ontology annotation, molecular function: ubiquitin binding. The record is from RefSeq and is a predicted model, not a curated record. Gene Ontology annotation, biological process: macroautophagy. NCBI's taxonomy places the organism in Eukaryota, Metazoa, Chordata, Actinopteri, Pomacentridae. Gene Ontology annotation, cellular component: phagophore assembly site. Bases 144 to 3395 code for a protein of 1083 amino acids. The transcript has 24 exons.